AUGGCCCACCAAGAUUCGAAGGCGACGCGGAAUACUGCAGUACCACGCCGUAGUAAAAGAUACUACCAGGUGUCGGCUUUCCUCUGGACCUUCUUGACCUACGUCUGUCUGCAUGCUGUGCGAAAGGCUUUCUCUAAUGCUACACCCAACAUGAAGGAAUACUAUGGUUACUCUACUACCUUCUUUGGCAUUAUGAAUACUCUUUUUAUGCUUUUUUAUGCCAUUGGUAUGUUCUUCACCGGACCGCUGGGAGACAUCUAUCAUCCAGUUAGAGUGUUCUUCCUAAUGACGGUGCUCUGUUGUGUCACUCAAGUCGUCUUCGGCUGUAUGGUUACUUGUGUCACACGAGGCGGAUGGUAUUACUUUUAUUAUCCUCUAUGGGUUCUCAACGCUGUAUUCCAGUCCGGCUGUUGGCCCGCUGGUAUCCUCAUCGUCGGUCAGUACUUCCUCCCCAAGUAUUACGGCACAGUCUUUGGUAUAUGGUCUAAUGACUCCAACGUCGGCAACAUCCUAGGAGCUGCUAUGUGCACACUAAUGAUUGAGAUAUUUGGUAAUCAGGCAUCAGUACCAUGGCAGUUCUUCGGCCCGACAGUGGUCCUUCUGAUAGUGUCUGCUCUAAUGCUUUACUUCCUCCCUCGGGACCCGCAAUCGGUCGGGACCGUCAUACAUCCUGUGAAUACUCUAGAGGAGCCUCUGACUGCUGAAAGUGGCGAGUCCGAUACAGCAGCCAGUGAAAUUCUGGAGACUGAGAGAUUGGAUUUCUUCGCAGCGUGGCGUGCCCCAGGAGUGCUCAGAUACUCCUUUUCGUAUGCUUGUAUCAAGGGUGUCAACUACGCCAUGUUCUUCUGGUUACCCCUUUAUCUCACAGAACACGUUGGUAGGACCUCUGCAGAAGCCAAUGGGUAUGAUAUGCUUUUUAAUUUGGGUGUUAUUUUUGGUACUCUCGUAUUAGGAGUUAUUUCUGACUACUGUACAGCUAAGUGCGGAGAUUCUUGUCGAGCCCCGCCCAUGUUCGGGUUCCUAGUCCUGGCCAUCGUACCUAUCGCCAUGCUACGUGUCGACUAUCCAUCUGUCUUGUACCUGUCUGUUACGGUAUUCGCAUGCGGUUUCCUCGUUGGGUCCGUAUCCAAUGUCCUCUCUAGCGCAGUAUGUGCUGAUCUUGGCCAUAAGAUGCCCAAAAAAGCAGUAGGACAGGUAUCUGGCAUUAUCGACGGAAUGGGAGCUAUAGGAGCUGCUCUGAUGCAGCUGCUGGUCACGGCUAUCGCACAGGUCUUCAGCUGGGGUGCUGUUUUCGUUCUACUACCGGUGGCGCUAGGAAUAAGCGCUGUAAUGCUCGCUGGGAUGGCCUAUACAGAGAUCAAAGAGUUCGUGCAGAAGGUUUGA
Molecule: messenger RNA, 1383 nt
Organism: Perkinsus marinus ATCC 50983
Lineage: Eukaryota; Perkinsozoa; Perkinsida; Perkinsidae
Product: Glycerol-3-phosphate transporter, putative
Exons: 1
Coding region: 1-1383 (460 amino acids)
Biological process (GO): transmembrane transport
Cellular component (GO): endoplasmic reticulum membrane
Molecular function (GO): transmembrane transporter activity
Source: RefSeq, a predicted model, not a curated record